AUCGUUCUCAUUCGAUUCAGGAUGGCGCCACCCUACACAGGCGCCCCCUUCUUCGAACCUGAAGCCCCAGCGGCGACGACAGCCUUGAACGCCAUGAACGACGCCAAGCACGACGAGCCCAAGACUCUCGCAGGCAAAACCCCGGAAGAGCCGAGUUCAAAACCAACAAGUUGGAAAGCUCCGAGUUCAACACGGAUGCCAGCGAGAGCUACGACUAUGCCUAGUGCAGACUCGUCCACAAACGCAAUGGCGCCCCUUGACCCAGUUAAGCGCUCGAAUACUCUGGCGGGAACAGAGUCUAUCUCGACGGGCAGCGGCGAGUUCUGGGAAGCAGACGAAGACCUCACACGCAUAAUUGCAGGCCAGCUCAACGAGGAAAAGACCGGUUCUCCACCUCCCAUGCCUGAGCCCAUGGCCUACCCUCGGGAUCCGCCUCUGAAUCUCGAGUUUCCGCGACCAGAAGAGGUCCAGAGACCUUGGGAAGCGUGGCAGACGACCGAAGACAUUGGCGACAACGAUAUUUCCAGCGGCGAGGUCAGGCCGUUCCAACCAAUUGGGGCUCCCAUCUCAGGUGCUUUGUUCCCUCAGCCUCAACUGGCAACGGCAGACAGUCACGGAUCCACGCUCGAUAUGCCGGACGCUCCUCCAACCUUCCCUCAACCCGCCGCUUCAUCCCAGGACGAUCCCAGUCCGGCUUUUCCUCAAUACCCAAGAAUUCCCGUUCUCGACGAUUCGGAACCACAGGUUCUGGAUAUCAGAAACACCAGCGUGGAUGAUACCCAAUACUCAAGGAUACCAAUCAACGACGAUUCAGAGCCUGCCUUGAUUCCACCGCCUCCGACGACACCCCCGCCUUUUCCUUCCGGAUUCUCGUCGCAACAAUCCCAAGGUUCGGCGCAUGGCAGGCCUCCGAUAUCAACGUCUUCGAGCCAGGCUUCGACCCAAGCAGGUUCUUACAAGCCGCCUCACUCGCCUAGCAAGCCGCCGCCUCAACCUCAUUCUGACCACCUCAAACCGUCAAAUCAACCGGUUCGUCCGCAGAAUAGCGCGUCGCACCAAUUCCAGGGCCUUCAGUCUUCGAGCAGUACUUCCCUACCUCCCAAGAAGCCUGCGCAGAGUAGCGAUGGCGGUGCGAGCAACUUCUCUACAGUCCCUCCGAGGCCAACGCCUUCUCUCGCGCCGAGCAAACCAGCAGUAUCCAAUACCCCGGCACCAGCACCGAGCAAACCCUCACCACCCAAGCCUUCUCCUCCCAAACCAACCCCUUCCCGCCCAGAGCCCGCCCAACAGCCCAGCCAAAUCAGCAAUAGCAACAGCAACACCAGCAGCAACAACCACCACACCCGCUACGUAAACAUGCUGCUCGCACUGGACGACAUCCCGCACUGGUACAACCUCCUUGCCUCGUUCUUCACAUGGGUCCUGCUGGCCGGCUUCCUCCUCUUCCCGGGGACGUUCACCAGUUUGCAGCAGAUUGCUGAAGAGACGGAUGAUGAGCUGCGGAGAAGGAUUUUGACUGCUGUGACGCAUGUGCCUUUGUACAUUAUCGCCUGGUUGUGUUGUGGUGUCGGAGCAGUCGGUAUGAUCUGGCUCUGGUGGAGAUGGAUGAGGAAUUACAUCUGGCUUCUCAGCAAAAUCUUCGUCCCCGGCUUCCUCAACGGACUAGCCGGCGUCAUCACCACCCUCGUCAACGUCUACGGCGUACAAGACGGGCAGUUCUCCACGACAGCCAAAGUCACCAUCAUCGUCGUCUCGUGCACCGCCGGCGCCUGCGGUUUGCUUGUCCUCAUCUACCAGUUCUGGCUCUUGAGGAGGGUCAAGGCGGAGCACGAUAGGCAGAUGGGCAAACAGGCUGCCGGGAAGCAUGGUGAGGGUAUUUUGAAGAGUUUGGUUAAGACUAAGAAUAGCGAGAAGAAACGGAGGCGUUGA
Messenger RNA from Coprinopsis cinerea okayama7#130, 1929 nucleotides. RefSeq lists its product as hypothetical. Bases 22 to 1929 code for a protein of 635 amino acids. The record is from RefSeq and is a predicted model, not a curated record. Lineage: Eukaryota; Fungi; Basidiomycota; Agaricomycetes; Agaricales; Psathyrellaceae. The transcript has 4 exons.